This is a messenger RNA of Oncorhynchus masou masou (cherry salmon), 7162 nucleotides long. RefSeq names its product supervillin-like. Lineage: Eukaryota; Metazoa; Chordata; Actinopteri; Salmoniformes; Salmonidae. The transcript has 36 exons. Gene Ontology annotation, cellular component: actin cytoskeleton; cytoplasm. Bases 105 to 6020 code for a protein of 1971 amino acids. The record is from RefSeq and is a predicted model, not a curated record. Gene Ontology annotation, molecular function: phosphatidylinositol-4,5-bisphosphate binding; actin filament binding. Gene Ontology annotation, biological process: cytoskeleton organization; actin filament severing; barbed-end actin filament capping.
AGUCAGUUGCCUGCGUGUGGGUUGGACCUCAGCACUUCUCACUUUUUCUCUCCAGCUCUCUUUUUAUUUCAAUCUGUCCGCUGUACCUACCUGGUCUUGCAAAAAUGUAUCGGAGCGCAAACCCAUGGAUCUCAAACUACCUGAGCCAUGUCAAGUUCUGCGGCCAAGAACUUGGGAGUGAGACCCCCGUCAAACUUGGGAAGGCAAGACUUUUACAGAAGAGGGCUCUUAGCUUCCAGAAAGUGUUCUUGUUCGAAGAGAAAAAUACCCUGGCCAAGAACACCAAGGAUAUAGAUGUAAAUCUCUUGGCAAGCCUCCCUAAAGUUUCAGAAUUGAGGAAGCGUUUUGAAGGCAUCAGCCCAAGCACUAGCUGUGACUUGAAAAUGAACAGGAAGGAGAGGAUUGCCCGGCGGUUGGAGGGCAUAGAGAGCGAAGUGCAUCCCGCCAUAUUACCCAGCUGCCCAGGCCUGGUGACCAAUCAGCUGGUAGAGGAAGACACACCACGUUACACACGCGCCUCGGACACCUGUGACCCCUGUGUUGUCACAGUACAACGUUACAGUAAGGAGGACAUGGAGAGUCCAGAAAUGAUGACCCAUCAGCUGGUCACUGCUCCAGAGAGGCAGUCCAGAGCCCGGUGCAGACCCGAGGAACAGACACAGACCGUCCUCACCGAACCCACAGACCCCGCUGGUUCCGACCUGGACUCCAAGGUGGAGCGAAUCGCUCGCUACAAGGCAGAAAGGCGUCGCCAGUUGGCCGAGCGCUAUGGUAUCUCACUGGACCAAGAGCCAGACACCACUGUCACCGACCAAUUCUCUUCCCGAUACGGUGCCUCCUGUGGACUCAAGGAGUUGGCUUCUUCCUCUGAGAGGCAACAGGGCUACACAAACCCAGAAACACGCUGCAGGGCAGAGUCUGUGGGGGACGAACACUCCUACACAUCCAGUAGAUCCAGGGUGGGUAGAGUGGCCCCCCCACCACAGGGCUACGGCAAGCCUGACCAGGGGCGACCCAGGGUUGACUCGUUCACAGAGAGGGAGAGGGUGGAGAACCUGGAGAACCAGCGCAGGGCGGCUCAGCAGGAAAGGAACAUCAAAGCCCCCGAGCCGCAGCCGCCAUCUUCCUCCACCUACAUGGAUGUGACAUCGUCGACCUCUGCCAAAGUGCCCGUUGCUAAGCACAACACCAUCAUGGGGUUGCCUCCCAGCUCACCCAAGACUGGCCGGAAGUCCUUGCUGCCCUCCCCCAAACAGGAGGUGUCCCCUGGGGACCUGUUCAUAGAGCAACAGGCCCACAACAUCCUCAGCAGACAGGGGUCUUGUUUGAGCCCAGAUCUACCAAGCACUGAAGCCGAUGAAGAGAAAUUGGAUGAGCGGGCCAAGCUGAGUGUUGCAGCCAAGCGUUCUCUCUUCAGGGAGUUGGAGAGGAACACGGAUGGGGGCUCCCCAAAACCCCCAUCACGGAACGUGGCCAUGGAGAGGCGACUGAGACGCACCCAGGACCGCUCCCAUACCCAGCCAGUCACUACUGAGGAGGUGGUCAUUGCUGCCACCCUGCAUGCAUCAUCACAGGAGAGUGCUGCAGCCAGAGAGCAGGCCAGGCAGACCCAUAAUGCACCAGAGGUCCAGAGAGAAGCCCAGCGGACGUCCACCAAGCUCCUCCAGACUUCUUCUCCUGAGGAGAACCAGCCCCAGACCCAGAAUCAUCAGGGCCAGGGGGACGCAGAGCCGGAUCUAUCCACCUUAAGCUUGGCAGAGAAGAUGGCUCUGUUCAACAGGCUGGCCCAGCCAGCCAGCAGGGUGAUCCGCACCAGGCCGGACAGCAGGGGGCGCAGGGCCAACGCCCGUUACCAGACCCAGCCCAUCACCCUGGGAGACCUGGAGCAGAUCCAUAACGGGGCCAAGUUGGGCCAGCUAUUCUCAUCUGCCCUCAGACCUGGGGCCACGGUCGCCACAGACCACGCAGGGGACAUCCACUUAGCCACUGGGGGCAGGGCUAGCCCAGCAGAGGCACCCAACCCUGGGUACUGCGAAAGGUCCAUCCCCCACCACCCUAGCCCUCCCACCCAGAUCACAGAACCCUCCAAUGCCAUCUGGAGGUCUGUGCCUGGCCCCCACCACCAAGCCUCUCUGGAUCUCCAGGCGAACCAGACUGACUCAACCACCAUCCUCCCCCAGGGAGAGGAGGGCGAUCUGUGGGGAGGGAAGAGAAAGUUGCCCUCUCCGGAGGGAGGUGUCAGAAAGGCCCCCAUGCCUCAGGCCUGGUCUGGUGAGAGGGAGUGGGAGGAGGAGCAGCGUUUGGCCAGGAUGGGUGGUGAGGGUGUGGAGCCCCAGCGUGUGUUGAAGGGGACAGAGACUGGUGGUGGUGGUCUCCACCAGGACCACAGGCAGCACCAGGAGCAGAGGGGCUAUCUGAGACAGUCAUCAUUAGACCUCCAGGACCCAGACGGACACAGAUCAAAGGUCAUCAGCACUGAGCUGCCAGACUCUAGUGUGUCAUCAUCGAGAGCAGCAGAGCAGCUAAGGAGUGCAUCUCUCUCUCCAUACACACUGCUGCCUCAGGCUCGGGAGCUGGGCGGGGCGGACACACACACGGACGGCAGCAGUGGUCUGGGACACACACACAGCCUGGUCCAGUCUGAGCAAGAGGACGUAGAGCUCUCAGAAGCCAUGUCGGCUAGACAGAUGUCCAUCAAAGACAGGCUGGCCCUGUUGAAGAAGAGUGGCGAGGAGGACUGGAGGAACAGGAUUAAUCGGAAGCAGGAUGUGGUGAAGGUGGCCGUGUCAGAACGUCACGCUCAGCUAUGGGAGGUGGAGCAGAGCUUCAAGAAGAAGCAGAGGAUGGGAGGGGGAGAGGAGACUACGGAAAACCAGAACCAGCCUAUCGAGAUGUCUAUCCAUGAGAGGAAGCAGCUGAUCGUGGCUCGAGAAGAGGCCUGGAAGUCCAAGGGCCACGGGGCCGCUAACGACUCCACACAGUUCACUGUGGCCGCACGCAUGGUCAAGAAAGGUCUGGCUUCUCCUUCUGCUCUCUUGAACCCUGUGACAUCUCUCCCUUCCAAACCCAAGAACACCACUCCUGCCAUCUCCAAGCCUCUGGAAGAGAUCGAGGCCAAACCGGACAUGAACCUGGAGUCGGACAGGAAACUCGAUAAGCUGGACUCUUUCCUGAGCAAGUUGAACAGUAAAGUGGGCGGCCUGCAGGAAUCCACCAUCACAGUGACGAAGAAGACGGUCAAAGAUGUCAUGAAUCUGGAUGAUGAGAUGUUCGACAAGUUUUACCGCCACGUGGCCGAGAUGCCCCUCAACAUGAACAGCAAGGUGGACAUCAAUGACGACUUCGACGACAUCUUCGGUGGUACCCAGAUGCCCAAGCUGACCUCCGCCAUGGUGGAGCACAAGCGGUCAGUGCGUCCAGUGCGCAACGUCCAGUCGUCCAGGAACCCUCUGAAGAUGCUGGCGGCCAGAGAGGACAUACGACACGAGUACACAGAGCAGAGACUCAACAUUGGCCUGCUGGAGAGCAAGAGGAUGAAGCAAGAGAAGAUGAAUAAAAAUAGUGGAUUCUCUGAGGUGGCUCUGGCGGGUCUGGCCAGUAAGGAGAACUUCAGCAGUGUCAACCUGCGCCGUGUCAACAUCUCCGACCAGAUGUCCAACAACAGCGCUGUGCCCUACAAGAAACUCAUGCUCUUGCAAGUCAAAGGCCGACGGCACAUCCAGACCAGACUAGUGGAGCCCAGAGCGUCCUCUCUAAACAGUGGGGAUUGCUUUCUGCUCAUCACACCCCAUCACUGCUUUGUCUGGACAGGAGAGUUUGCCAACGUCAUCGAGAAGGCCAAGGUUGCUGAGCUGGCCCAGUUCAUCCAGACCAAGAGAGACCUGGGUUGCCGUGCCAAUUAUGUAGAGCUGAUCGAGGAGGGUAUCAACACACACAGCUACGCUGCCAAGGAGUUCUGGAAGAUUCUGGGUGGACAGAUCAGCUACCAGUCCGCAGGGACACCAGACGAGGAUGAGCUGUAUGAGAGCGCCAUCAUAGAAACCAAUUGCAUCUACCGCCUAGUGGACGACAAACUGGUCCCCGAUGACGACUUCUGGGGGAAGGUUCCCCGAUGCACGCUGCUCAGCCCCAAACAGGUGUUGGUGUUUGACUUUGGCAGUGAGGUGUACGUGUGGCACGGUAAGGAGGUGACUCUGGCCCAGAGAAAAGUUGCCUUCCAGCUGGCUAAACACCUGUGGAACGGAACCUUCGACUACACAAACUGUGACAUUAACCCCCUGGACCCUGGAGAGUGCAACUCACUCAUACCCAGGAAAGGCCAGGGCCGUCCAGACUGGGCUAUGUUUGGAAGGUUGACGCAACACAACGAGACCACCCUGUUCAAGGAGAAGUUCCUGGACUGGACAGACUCCAAGAAGAAAGGUACCAUCAAGAACGGCCAUGAGCACCUCAACGAAAACAACAAGGAGCAGCAGAGCCCGGAACAGAACAUGAUGCGGGCCUAUGAUGUCUCCCUGAUGCUGCCACUGCUCCAGACCCCGGUUCGUACGGUGUUGGAUGGGGUGGACCUGGGCCGGGGCUAUGGCCCGGUGGCGGGGGAUGACCGCAGGCACUUUGAGAUCAGCACCACCGCUGUGGACAUCUGGCACAUACUAGAGUUUGACUACAGCCGGCUGCCCAAGCAGAGCAUUGGACAGUUCCAUGAGGGAGACACCUAUGUGGUGAAAUGGAAGUACAUGGUGAGCACAGCAGUUGGGAAGAGGCAGAAUCCGGAUGCGGUGAGGAGCGCAGGAGCUGGGAAGGAGAAGUGUUCCUAUUUCUUCUGGCAGGGCCGGAAUUCUACCGUCAGUGAAAAGGGGACGUCAGCGCUAAUGACUGUUGAACUGGACGAGGAGAGAGGAGCACAGGUCCAGGUGCAGCAGGGGAAGGAGCCUCCAUGUUUCCUUCAGUGUUUUAAUGGAGGGAUGGUGGUCCAUGCAGGGAAGAGAGAAGAGGAGGAAGAGAACUCACAGAAUGACUGGCGGUUGUACUGUGUGCGGGGGGAGGUCCCAGUGGAGGGCCACCUGCUGGAGGUAGCAUGCCACUGCAGCAGUCUGCGCUCUCGGACCUCUAUGGUGCUUCUCAGCGUCUCUAAAGCAACCAUGUACGUGUGGCACGGCUGCAAGGCCCAGCUCCACACCCGCAACGUGGGGUGCACUGCCGCCGACAAGAUCAAAGAACAGUGUCCGUUGGAGGCAGGGCUCCACAGCAGCAGUAAGGUGACCAUCCAUGAGUGUGACGAGGGGGCGGAGCCUACGGGAUUCUGGGAAGCUCUGGGAAGGAGAGAUAGGAAGGCCUACGACUGCAUGCUCCAAGAUCCAGGGAAGUUCAACUUCACCCCUCGUCUCUACCAGCUGAGCAGUACGUCUGGAGAGUUUGUUGCAAUGGAGUUCUUCUACCCAGCCAGAAUAACAGAGGAGGUCAACUCACUGCCCUUCCUACAGGAGGACCUCUACACUGCCUCUCAACCAGCCCUCUUCCUGGUCGACAACCUCCACGAGGUCUACCUGUGGCAAGGCUGGUGGCCCCAGGACAGCGAGAGUCCUGGCUCUGCCCGAAUCCGCUGGGACGCAGACAGGAAGUGUGCCAUGGAGACGGUGCUGCAGUACUGCACAGAGAAGAAUGAGAAGAAGCCACCCAAGGCGUAUCUGAUCCAUGCAGGACUUGAACCUCUAACCUUCACCAACAUGUUUCCAUGCUGGGAACACAGAGAGGACAUAGCUGAGAUCACUGAGAGGGAGGCAGAGGUUUGUAACCAGAUAAUGCUGGUAGAGGAUGUGUUGGCACGGCUGUGUAAGACCACCUACCCCCUGGCAGACCUGCUGGCACGGCCCCUACCAGAGGGAGUCGACCCCCUACGCCUGGAGAUCUAUCUAGACAACGAUGACUUUGAGAAAGCUCUGGAGAUGUCGAGGGAUGAGUAUGAGGUGUUGCCAGGUUGGAAGCAGGUGAACGUGAAGAAAGCCAAAGGAUUGUUUUAGUACGUUGGACAGAAGGCUUGACCACCGGAUGACGUCAUCAGCAAGCGACGGUCAGUGCAUCGUGGUUCAGUUGUAACAGGAGCCCGCCACUGAGAACUCUUUUAAUUUAACAUGUCACCCCUUCAUCUCCGGACUGGAGAGGGCUUGGGAACACACACUUCUGAGAACCCAACCCUGGUUGGAGGGAGGGAAGAGGAAGAGAGACGCAGUGGGGGAAGGAGUGAGGAUCAACAGAGUUGUGCCAGCCUUGUGUAUAGUUUUCUUCUUGUAUUUGUAUGUGUUACCAGUUUUGUUUUGUAAUUCUAAAUGUAGGUAGUUCAGAGGUGUGCGAGUGAAUGUUGAGUGGAUGUUUGUAAUGUGUCGGCACCUGGCUUUUUAAAUCCACACUGUGUGUGUGUGUGCUCGUGUGUGUGCUCGUGUGUGUGCUCGUGUGUGUGCUCGUGUGUGUGCUCGUGUGUGUGCUCGUGUGUGUGCUCGUGUGUGUGCUCGUGUGUGUGCUCGUGUGUGUGCUCGUGUGUGUGCUCGUGUGUGUGCUCGUGUGUGUGCUCGUGUGCGUGCUCGUGUGUCUGUGUGUGUGCUUGUGUGCUCAUAUCUGUAUGUGUGUGGGUGUGACCAUGCUUUUACAGUAUCGCCCAUACAGCAGUUUGUCUUCGAGCAGGAGAACCACUCUGUUUGACACACCCCAAACAGACUCUCUGCAAGCUGUUCUUUGUGCAUUUGUGCAUUAGAAUAAAUAAUUUAUAUUUACUCCAUAUUAGGAAUAAAAAGCCUUUUGAGUAUUAUCUAUGAGAUAAGAAAUGAAAUACAUUGUAUUGUUAUUCAUGUUGAGGUUGUCAUAUGUUGAUAAGUAGUUGGACAAUAAUGCUCCUUACCCAAGAGACUGUACAUGUCGCCAUUGUAUUGAACAAAUCAUGUAUCUACUACAUUCUGAAGUGUCUGUUGUCAUUGCUAGGUUGUCCUGCAUCAUUCAGGUGCUCAGAUUGAAGAGCAUUGUUGUAUUUUACAGGCAUGAAUUUACAGAAUCUUAUAAAUUCAACAUUGUAUAGUGCCUUGCUUUUAUGUACAGUUUAUAUAUAGAACGAUAUUAGUCUGUGUUUUAAAGAAUCUCUUUGUGAUAUGAAGGAUAUUAGAGAAAUAAACAU